Molecule: messenger RNA, 1245 nt
Organism: Neohortaea acidophila
Lineage: Eukaryota; Fungi; Ascomycota; Dothideomycetes; Mycosphaerellales; Teratosphaeriaceae
Exons: 1
Coding region: 254-859 (201 amino acids)
Molecular function (GO): ubiquitin binding
Source: RefSeq, a predicted model, not a curated record
ACUACCUGCAACUCACGCCCAGACGUUGCCAUCCCUGCCAACCAUCAAUCCAACGGCGCCAAAAUCCGCACACUAAAGUCACCUAAAGCCCUUGUCCUCUCAGUAAUCGACACCCGCCUGGGACCUCGCGAGCAACAGAUCUCCCCGGAGAUCAGAGACAAACCUGGCCACACGAUCCCCGCUCACACGAGCACUGCCCAGCACCCCAAGAGACCCACGCAGCCUCAUCCGGCACAUCGCGCGCCUCCUCAAAAUGGCAGAGGGCACAUCCACCUCGAUCAACAUCCCGCAGCUCAUCGCGGUCGCGCUCGUCGGCUUCCUCGCCAUCCGCUGGUUCCUCAACAAACCCUCCACCACCACCACCUCCUCCUCCUCCUCCUCCACAUCGCGCGGCCGCAGUAUAGACGUCAGCAAAGUGGAGCAGGUGUCUGCUAUGUUCCCGCAGCUGGACCGGAGGACGAUUGCGUGGGAUUUGCAUCGCAAUGGGGGGAAUGUGGCGGCUACGACGGAGAGGGUGUUGGCCGGGCGUGGCCUGGAGAGUCCGCCGCCUUCGUUUCAGCCGAAUUUGCCUUUGCCGGCGGGCAGCUCGUCUACGACCGGCGCGGGGGCAGCGGGUGGUAAUGGCGGUGGUGCGGUCAAGAGACAUAAUGCCUUCGGCCAGCCGGAUCUGAUCACGAGGUACAAUUUACAGUCGCGGAUUAGUGGGAAGGGCAAGGAGGCUGUGCCGAGCGAGGAGCAGCAGCGGAAUGCAUGGAGUGCGGAUAAGAGUGCGCGGGCGGAGGGGCUGAGGAAGAGGAGGGAGGAGAUGAUUCUGGCGGCGAGGCGGAAGAUGGAGGCGAGGGAUGGGGAGGAGACGUGAUUGGGGUGUUGCUGUUGUGUCUACUGCGUUUGGUUUGAAUGUUCUUUGGGUCAAGCGUUCACCGAUUCAUGAGAGUUCAGAGGAGGAGGGCUCUGCUCUGCUCUUUGAGUGUGGCCUUGAUUGAGGCUGUUCUUCUCACGAUGAAGGACGACGUAUGCACUCCUUCACUAGACUACGCACUCGCACAUCCACUCUUCUCUCUUGAUUGACCAUCUGUGUCUCAUCUAGCCGUGAACAUGACGUGUCUCCAACCGUUCAGCCUUCUGAGUUUCGCCGCAACUUAGCGCUAGCGAGCUGCAGGUCGCGACGCCAAGCCAUCCAUGCUGGCGCGAGAGGCCGACUUCUGCUCACCCCACAUGGCAAAGUGAACACCACACCUGCAUCCU